UACUGUAGUAUUUUUUUUUUCAAAAUUAUUAGAGCUUUUGAUCCAAACCCUGAUCAAGUGAUUGCCCCCAAUGGAAGCCGCCGGCGAGGGUUACGGCGGAAGAGGAACUCAGCAACCGUCCGACGAGGUGAGUCUGCAACCAGAAUGGCGACGCCGAACUGCCUCAACAGGAAGAGAGCAAACCCUUACACUCCAACCAGAAUGGCGGCGAGGGAAACCAACCGCUUCUCCUUCUCCUUCCGGUACCGGCGAUGAAGGUGAAAAGAAAAUAGAGGAGCAGAAAAAGGAACUGGAAUGGAGAAGCUCAAAGGUGAAUGCAAGUAGUGUUUGGGAACCGGAAUGGAGACGAUCAAGGUCUGAUACUAGUGCUACUGCUACCGCAUAUCCAUGGAAUCGAAAUUAUGGUGUGAAGAAAACGGUGGGAUCAAGUUCCGGUGGUGUUCAUCGAGAUAGAAAUGUUGAAGAAUUGCAGCGAAAUGCUCCAUCGUCAGAUUAUUCAGUUCCAAAACUGGAAAGACUGCAGAUAUCAGACAAUUUAGCUUCAUCAUCUCCGGCACUUGAAAAAGAGGAUAAAACUUCACCAAUUCGGAGACCUGACAGUGGUGGCACAUUAGCGGUUCAUACAAGCACACUCCGUGUCAAUCAUUUCCCUGUUAAGUUCGAUCCAAGGAGUAUAAUAUUUCAUUAUAAUGUUGCUGUCAAACCAAAGUUUUCCUCAAAAGUUGGCCAGCCUAAGAAGUUAUCUAAAAAUGAUCUUUCCAUGAUUAAAGAGAAAUUGUUUUCUGAUGAUCCUGAGAAGUUUCCUUUGGACAUGACUGCACAUGACGGUGCAAACAAUAUCUUUAGUGCAGUGCAGUUACCGGAAGAGACCAUUACCGUGGAGAUCUCUGAAGGAGAGGACGAAAAAAUCACUACAUAUAGUGUUACUAUAACACUUCUUAAUAAACUCCGACUUCACAAGUUAAUGGACUAUCUUUGUGGGCAUUCAUUCUCUCUGCCUCGGGAUAUUUUGCAAGGGAUGGACGUGGUAAUAAAAGAGAACCCCGUUAGGCGCACAAUUUCUGUGGGAAGAUACUUCUAUCCCACAAAUCCUCCUUUGGUAAUGAAGGAACUUCGCCCUGGAAUAAUCGCAGUCGGGGGGUUUCAUCAUAGUUUAAAACCAACAUCUCAGGGUCUGUCCUUAUGUGUAGACUACUCAGUGGUGCCUUUCCGAAAGCAAAUGUCAGUCGUGGAUUUCUUGCAUGAGCGUAUUGAUAACUUUAACUUGGGUGAAUUUGAAAAAUUCAGGAAAUACGUUGAGGAAGUGCUUAUUGGAUUGAAAGUUAGUGUGACACACCGUAAAUCCCAACAAAAAUAUAUCAUUGCAGGAUUAACACCUACAGUUACAAGGUAUGUCACUUUCCCCAUUGACCAUACUAAGGGCUGGAAACUUGAAAAGGAAGUCGGUCUUCUUAGCUUUUUUAAUGACAAAUAUGACAAGGACAUUGUAUACAAAGAUAUUCCUUGUUUAGAUUUAGGGAAAGGCAACAAGAAGAACUAUGUACCGAUGGAAUUUUGUGUUUUAGCUGAAGGCCAAAGGUAUCCCAAGGAGCGUUUAGAUGGUAUUUCUGCAAAGACAUUGACGGCAAUGGCUCUAGCUCACCCAAGUGAGCGGCAGGGUGCUAUACAGAAGAUGGUGCAAUCUAGUGAUGGACCUUGCGGUGGUGAUCUUAUUCAGAACUUUGGAAUGAGAGUCAGCACGACCAUGACAACUAUUCUCGGACGUGUAAUUGGCCCUCCGGAAUUGAAGUUGGGUGAUCCAAAUGGCAAGAAUGUCAAAAUAACAGUGGAUCUAGAUAAAUGUCACUGGAACCUUUCUGGAAGAUCAAUGGUGGAAGGCAAACCAGUUGAGCGUUGGGGCAUUCUUGAUUUCACCAGUAUUGGACCGUAUAAUAGAAAAUUAAGACGAAAGGAAUUCGUUGAAAAGCUUAUAGGUAAAUACAAAAAGUUGGGUAUCUAUAUGCAGGAGCCCAUUUGGUAUGAAGAAUCUUCAAUGAAGAUACUUACGAGUCAUGACUUGCUAUCUGAAUUACUUGAAAAAAUCAACAACAUUUGUAAAUAUAACCAAGGUCGCUUACAAUUUCUUCUCUGCGUGAUGGCUAAUAAAAGUCCAGGUUACAAAUACCUCAAGUGGAUUUCUGAGACCAAAGUUGGUAUAGUGACACAAUGUUGUUUGUCUUAUAGUGCUAAUCAAGGGGAUGACAAAUUCUAUACUUAUCUUGCUCUCAAAAUCAAUGCCAAGCUCGGAGGCAGUAAUGUAGAGCUCAAUAACAGGCUCCCUUACUUUGAGGGUGAAGAACAUGUUAUGUUUAUAGGGGCUGAUGUCAAUCACCCUGGUUCGCGAGACAACAAGAGUCCAUCAAUUGUUGCUGUGGUUGCAACCAUUAACUGGCCUGCUGCAAAUCGUUAUGCGGCACGUGUUUGCCCACAAUUCAAUCGUAGUGAGAAAAUAUUGAACUUUGGGGAGAUUUGUGUUGAGCUUGUUAGUUGCUAUUGGCAGAAGAAUGGAGUCAGGCCUGAAAAAAUUGUUGUUUUUCGUGAUGGGGUGAGCGAGUUCCAGUUUGACAUGGUUCUUAAUGAAGAGCUACUUGAUUUGAAGAGAGCAUUCCAAAGAUUAAAUUAUUUCCCAACGAUCACUCUUAUUGUUGCACAAAAACGACAUCAAACUCGAUUUUUUCCAGACAGUUGGAGGGAUGGGUCUUCUAGCGGCAAUAUUUUACCGGGAACGGUUGUUGACACAAAAGUUACUCACCCCUUUGAGUUUGACUUUUACCUUUGUAGUUACUAUGGAAGCCUAGGUACAAGCAAGCCCACCCACUAUCAUGUUUUAUGGGAUGAGCACAAGUUUACAUCUGAUGAAUUGCAGAAACUUAUUUAUGAGAUGUGCUUCACCUUUGCAAGGUGCACUAAACCUGUGUCUCUAGUCCCUCCUGUGUAUUAUGCUGACCUUGCUGCUUAUAGAGGACGAUUAUACCACGAAGCAAAGACUGGGAUGCAACCUAAGAAGUCAAGAACAUAUUUGUCUUCUAAAGAUUCAUCAUCGAUUCCACCGACAGCUUCGUUUGAACAGGGAUUUUACAGGCUGCAUGCUGACCUGGAAAACAUUAUGUUCUUCAUCUAGUUGGCCUAUUAUCCACUCAUACAGAAUUGGGGGAAAAUCUUAUGACUUACUCCUGUCUUCACAUAUAUAUGCCUUCUGUUUUUUCUACUGAAAACAGUGAAGUAGUUUGUGUGUGAAUCUAACGGCGUAUGAGUCUGUUUUCUAGCUUACCUUUCCAUUUUAGAGGAAUUUUAUUCCAACGAAAAUUGACGGGCUCCAAUCAACCUGGUCUCAAAGCCUAGAUCUUCAAGUAAUAUUUUGAUCUCCAAAUGAGGUCGUAUUUUAGGCACUCCCUUUCUCUUCCCGGACCUCCUGCACCUUGAGGUAUGCCGUGUUAGCAAUUAGCAUCAUGUUUCAUUGUUACACUGGUAUCAUAGUUUUCGACAUCUACAGUAAAUCUUCAAACUUGCAUAGAAGCCUUUUAGAGACACAAAUACCACCAUCUCAGAAAGGAGGAAGUGAGAAAAUUGGACAAAAAUUAUACUUCAUGUAAAGAUUGUGAUUGAUAACAUGUAAGCUAUGUGCACAUUGAUUAUUACUUAAUGAUAUUGUAACCCCAAACAUUCGGAAUC
Molecule: messenger RNA, 3711 nt
Organism: Medicago truncatula (barrel medic)
Lineage: Eukaryota; Viridiplantae; Streptophyta; Magnoliopsida; Fabales; Fabaceae
Product: protein argonaute 2
Exons: 3
Coding region: 71-3160 (1029 amino acids)
Molecular function (GO): RNA binding; protein binding
Source: RefSeq, a predicted model, not a curated record